GAUCGUAUCCGACUCGACCAAACCUUCAAGAUGCUUCACGCGCAAGAUCUCAUCGACUAUUCUGACGACGAGCUCCAACAGACCGACCUGCCCACCAACGGUGGGGCCGCCACCGGCGACAAGAAGGUAGUCCGGACUGCUGCAGAAGGUCCACCCGUACUGGGAGAGCGCCUACGCAUAGGCCCCGUGUACUGCAUUCAGAAGAUGGCCGGAUUGGUCGGCGAGAAGGACAAUGAGGUUGAGCACAAGCGGUUGGAUAGGUUCGGCGAUUGGCUUGAAGAUGAGUGCUCUAAGCGAAGAAUAGCCUCGCUUCAUAUGGCCAAUGUGCUUUCGCUUCAGUUAAUCUUACGAUGA
Mytilinidion resinicola is the source of this 354-nucleotide messenger RNA. RefSeq lists its product as uncharacterized. NCBI's taxonomy places the organism in Eukaryota, Fungi, Ascomycota, Dothideomycetes, Mytilinidiales, Mytilinidiaceae. The coding region runs from base 31 to 354 and encodes 107 amino acids. The record is from RefSeq and is a predicted model, not a curated record. The transcript has a single exon.